AAAAAAAUUGUUUUUUACUGUCUAGCCGCUAGCGUCUUGCGUCUAGCAACCGUCUACUGUUAACGUAGUUUUUUUUAAAAGUAAUUUUCAUAAUACAGUUGACAUUUUGAAUGAUAAAUUUAACCUAGUGUAGUGUUAUUUAUUUUUUUGUUUUUACCAUUUUUGAACAGUUUUUUUUUGUUCUUACUUGAUCAAAAUGGUUAGGAUGUGCUCAAUUCCACUUUGUAAAGGUGUUACAUCAAAACAACAUAAUGUUAAACUACAUAAGUUUGCAGCAUCAGAAAAACUCAGACAUACGUGGCUACAUCGAAUUAAGUCAUACUAUCCUAAUUUUAAAAUUAGUAACAGCAGUUUAGUGUGUAGUAAACAUUUUUCUGAAAUUGAUUUUACUAAGAACGCUAUGUCUGAAACAUUUUCACUUCAUAAAGAUGCAGUACCCUCGUUGUUUGACGUCGAUGAAUGUGUGUUGGUUUUUAAUGAUAGUGAACUUAAUGGUGGUUUUAAUAUUCCUAUUCCAUCUAUUGUUGAAGUUAUGGAAGUUAAACAAACAGAGAUGAGUGAUAUUUCCAAUAUUUCUGGACGAUCAAACAUUGAUGUAUUAAAAUCUACACAAAGUUUGGAUUUUCAAGUACUAGAAAAUCCAAAAAGUAUGCGGAAUGCCACGAAUAACGCCAUGGAAAGAAAAAUAUUAUUUGGUGAUUUCAAAGCUGAUGAUUUGAAUACUCCAAGAAAGCUUAAACAAUAUUGGGAUGUAUCUCAACAAAUUGUAAGCAAACACAAAUAUAAAAUAAAAAUGUUACAUAAUAAGAAUGCUUGGUUAACAAAGAGGAUUCAAAAUUUAUGCCAAACGAUUAAACAUCUGAAAGAAGAGAAGACAAUUUUUGAUAACUGUUUAUGUCCUUAAGGAAUGAUUUUAGAAAUUUUAAGAUAAUCAAAAUGCGAUAAUCAUGGUUUGGGUGAAAUAUUAUUCUUAGGAUGGUACAACGGACUAUAAUAUAAUGGACUAGAAACAACAUGAUGGGCUGGCCUACCAUGGUGGUGGAAAUGCUACAAAUCCUUGAGAAGGUGCUGGAUCAAACUUAUGUGCCGGCAUUGUCCAAAAAAAUAGUAUAAAAUAUGUUGAAGAUUUUAAUUUCAAAAGACUUAUUACCUGUAACUACUGAUAUGAUGAAAAGAUAUGUGUUUUUACUGUUCCUAAUAAUAAUAAAUAUGCUUUCAAGUUGCAGUCUCGCUGAAUAACAAAAGUUAUUCAUAUUUAACCAGCAUAUCAAGCAGGAAGUAGCUGUCCAACAGUUAAUUAAUAAUACUAAUAUCCAGCCCCAAUACACGAUCUCGAAAAGAUUGUGAUAACGCAUUACUAGAGGAUUUAUUGAAUGAUCUUGGUAUUCAUGGAAAAAAUCAACUGGACGAUCGCCAGUUUUAUGAAAAUUGUGAUGUCAUUGAGAAUUCUCAGUGAUAACUACAAAAUCAGUGAGAUUUAUCAAGAUUCCAAAUCUAUACUGUAGUGUUUGUUAGAAAGAAUAUCUAGAAAGAACAACAACUCUCUUCUCAUCAAAUUUAGAUGAUGUUAAAUGAAAAAAAUAAUUGCACGAUUAAGUAAAACUGCAUAUUAGCGCAAGUGGCUACAACUUCACCAAGAUGUUGGAAUAAUGGAUGGGAUGUUUGCAGUUCAUACUCGGAGAAGAUCCUCUAACAGAAAACACAUGAACAUUUUUUAACCCAAAUUGAACGAUGCACUCUUUUGAUAAAAUAAGUUAAAAAUAUUGAAAAAAAGUUUUAAAUAUUAAUUUGCUGGAAUAAACAGAUACAUAUUA
This is a messenger RNA of Acyrthosiphon pisum (pea aphid), 1814 nucleotides long. RefSeq lists its product as uncharacterized. Lineage: Eukaryota; Metazoa; Arthropoda; Insecta; Hemiptera; Aphididae. The record is from RefSeq and is a predicted model, not a curated record. Bases 197 to 904 code for a protein of 235 amino acids. Gene Ontology annotation, molecular function: sequence-specific DNA binding. The transcript has 7 exons.